Molecule: messenger RNA, 1887 nt
Organism: Aphanomyces invadans
Lineage: Eukaryota; Oomycota; Saprolegniomycetes; Saprolegniales; Verrucalvaceae
Exons: 10
Coding region: 59-1156 (365 amino acids)
Biological process (GO): protein dephosphorylation
Cellular component (GO): nucleus; cytosol
Molecular function (GO): cation binding; protein serine/threonine phosphatase activity
Source: RefSeq, a predicted model, not a curated record
CGCAAGACCGCGUUUGGUUGCGCUGCUCGACGUGGCUCUUUCCAACUCGACGACGACGAUGGCGUGGCCGGAUGGAGUCCAGAUACAAGGACUCUUUGAAGGCAAGUAUAUGUCGUACGCCGUGAUCAUCGUCGUAGUCUUGUGCGUCAUCAAGUUUGCCUUGAAUGAGAUCAGCCCACGCACCGGCCGCGGCAAGCAAUCAACUGUCGAUGCCACAGCGUUGUACCCCUACGGCGUGUCAGAAAUGCAGGGCAAGCGCCCGUAUAUGGAGGACAGACAUACUGUCGUGGGGACUUUGAACGGUGACCCGUGGUCGACUUUCUACGGUGUUUUCGACGGACAUGGUGGGGAUGGCGCGUCCGAGUACUGCGUUGCUUCUCUUUGCUCCAACAUCACCGCCGACCCCGCCUUUGCUCACGACCCCAAGCUCGCGCUUUCGCGGGGGUUUGUCAAGACGGACAAAGAUUACAUCCAGCUCGCAGACCGGUACAACAAGGACGACGGCACGACGGCCAUCGGCGUGUUGGUGCGCGGGGACGCUAUCUACGCUGCGAACGUGGGGGAUUCUCGUGCAGUGCUGAUCAAGAAGAACGGCGAUGCCGUCCCGCUGUCCUCUGACCAUAAGCCGAACCGACCCGACGAACGCGAACGCGUGAACAGCAUGGGAGGUCAUGUCAUAUUUUGGGGCGUGUGGCGCGUGGAAGGCAUCUUGGCUGUCUCGCGUGCGAUCGGCGAUCGCAUGCUCAAGCCGUAUGUGAUUGCCGAACCAGAAAUAGUGGAGACGACGCGGUCGGACGAAGACCAGUGCAUUGUACUUGCCAGCGACGGUGUUUGGGAUGUUUUAUCGAACUCUGAUGUCGCCCGCCUCGUACUUCAGUCGGAAACCCCGCAGCUUGCGGCCAAAACUAUCAUGGAAUAUUCGUUUCAACGCGGGAGCCAAGACAACAUUUGCGCGCUGGUGGUCGACUUAAGUCGUGGAACGAAUACAGGAGCCAAGAGCAUGCGGGACAAUGUGUCGCCGCGUUCCGACGAACCAACCUCCUCUGCUCCUCCUUCAACCGCGUCGCGAGGUCUGGCAGCCGUCUCAAACGACGAUCACGACGACCUCAACACGACAGACGUCGACAGAGAUGUCCCGUCGGUGGAACUCGAUUAGACCAGGCGAAAUAGUACCACGACUUGCCCCGAGAACGAUUCAUGCAUGCACAUAUGUGAACACUGUCUGUCAACGCGCACGCCACUAAACCGUCGUGACUUGUCCCCAAGAGUGACAUUUACAACAUCGGCGGCAGUGAGGGCAUCGAAGCCAUGGACAUAGAAGGCAUGCGUGGGUGUUUAUUCCUGUCAUGACGUGGACCCGUUGUCGUGCAACAAAUGGCGAGGUUUAAACUGCGAAGCGACGAUACCCCCUUGACUUGCGAUCGAUUCCGUGUUGAAUCGAAGUUGCUUGAUGCCCUCUUGUUCCUUGGACCAUUUCUGCCUGUAGGCUUCGAGUUCAGGGCCACUCAUCGUGGCCGUCUUGAGCUCGCGUGGAUGGAACUCGCACGUUUUCGACGCUGGCACCCACGACGAAGGUGCAUUCAAUGUGUCUGGACCAACAAUAUUCGUGUAGUCGUAGCGUGGGUUCAGAUCAUUCUUCAGCGCAGGUCCAAAGGAUGGCUUGACGACGACACCGGCUUGCUGCAGUUGUGUGGACGUCGUGUACAUACUCGACGUAAACCCGCGCGACUUGACGACGCCUGGACGAUACGCUUCCUCGACAAAGUUGCCGAUAAGCGUGCCGCACUCAUACGACCGCUUCCCACCGCGAAGGAUGUUGGAUCCGCCGCCCGAAUGCUUGUUUUGCUUCGACAUUUAAGCAAAUGCCCAUCGUCGGGACGAAGCAUC